GGCGGAUGAAACAGUUAACCUUAGCAAAGAAAGGGCGGAUGAAACAGUUAACCUUAGCAAAGAAAGGGCGGAUGAAACAGUUAACCUUAGCAAAGAAAGGGCGGAUGAAACAGUUAACCUUAGCAAAGAAAGGGCGGAUGAAACAGUUAACCUUAGCAAAGAAAGGGUGGAUGAUCUUAAUGAAGUAAGGGACCAUAAUGAAGAGGUUAUUGACGAAGAAAGAGAUGUUGAUAGUAACGAAUAUAAUGAAGAGGUUAUUGGAGAAGAAAUCAUGACGAAACUAAUGAAGUUACAGAGAAUAAUAACGAAGCAACGGCGGAUAAUGAACCGGGUAGAACAAUUUUCGAAACGGAUUUUCUUGAACAAGAAAUUGAUGGCUUUAAUCAAGGAAUUACGAAUAGAUUUUCCAGGACUAUUAACGAUAUAUUCUAUCGAGCAAGAAAUGCUUGAUGAAGUACCUUCCCAAUUCGAACAAGUUCAACCAAAACUUGAAAAGAUACGAAGUUGGGGACUAAUCUCUUACGGUGACCGAGAUGCUCAUAAAGGAUUGCAUCUUGAUUUAUAUUCAAUGAGGCAGUCCGAUAAAGGCAUAUUUAUUUGGGUGCCAGUUGAAAAAGCUGAGCUCCCAAAACAUGAUAUGCCAAAAACUUAUGGAACAUUUUCAUCGAUCAUUAAUUUAAUGCUGGUUCUCUCUCUGGGUGUCAAAGAAUCUAGCAAAAGAAUCUUUGAUAUCAAAAGAGAGAAUACUGUUUUGAAACUAUCAGAAGAUAAUUCUGAUGAUUCAGAUUCACAUAAUGAAUCUGAUGAAUCAGAUUAUCCUGACGAUAGUUUCGAAGCAUCGAAUAAUAAUUCAAGCAAAUCUAAAAUUGUGCAUUAUCUCUCUGCUAAAGAGUUGUCAACGCCAUUAGCCAAAAGAACAAAGGCAUAA
Messenger RNA from Racocetra fulgida, 928 nucleotides. The record is from the annotation of a GenBank genome assembly. NCBI's taxonomy places the organism in Eukaryota, Fungi, Glomeromycota, Glomeromycetes, Diversisporales, Gigasporaceae.